AUGUCGAAGGUCAAUAGUCGAAAUGUCUCAAUAUCUUCGCUAUUGGAUUCAACAGCAUCGAAUCCGGAAAAGUCCAACCGUCCUCCAGCUCCACAAACUGCACCGGCGGCUGCGAUAGCCAAACAACAGAUCAAAAAGAAGCCAGAGUUUAUCAAGACUGCUUCGCCGAUCCAGCAGUUGGUGUCACGAUACCAGACAACGUUCAACGCCUCGGACGCGGACUCAAGCUCUGCUGGCGAAGUUGUUCCCGUGCAACACGUCGAUCUCAAGAAUAGGGCCCCGGGCAAUGGCCAUUCCAGCAAUAAACAGUCGAGUCGGUCACUGGAAGCCACGCUGGCUUCACGCGCCCCCCUGGUCAAGAAGCAGUCACUGAAUAUAGCCAGCCAAGUGAAACGCUUUCAAACGCACUUUCAAGUCGGUUUGAGCCCGCUGUCGUCUUUGCAACCAAAGAGUAAAACAUCCAUCAACUCCAUCAUCAACCUAGACGACUCGGCUCCCACCACUUUGCCACUUACCCCAUCACAAACGAAUGAAAUACUCAACAGUCAUAGUCUCAUCAAGAGGAAAAUCCCACUUGUUGCCCUGGAUCUGAAACGAAGGAAAGGCGCAACACCUGAGCUACAAAAGAGCCCGUCGCUAUUGAGCAGACAACAACUGACACUACUGCAGUUUCAACAGAUUCUGCUGCGCAAAGUUCCCACUCCGCCAGAUGUACCGACAAAGAAACCACUACAGUCGGGUAUGACUACGGAAAAAUCCGAUCUCCAGCCGGUGGUGAAGUUGAGCGCACCCUCGGUGAUGGACUUGUUGAAUCCAGAAGAAGAUCCACCAGCUGAAGAAACAGCAGUAGAGAAAGAAAAGGGGGGAAAAGAAGACAAGGACAAGGAGAAGCAGGAGGAAGAAAAAGAGAAAGAGAAAGUAGAUAAGGAAGAAGAGGAAGAGACAAUUGCUACUACUGCCACAACAUCUUCCACGAGUGAAGAGAAAUCCAAUAAGAAAAGAUCAGAGAAACCAGAAAAGGCAGUACUCGCCAAAGAAAAAGACUCGGAAAAGGAAAAAGAAAAAGAAAAAGAAAAAGAGAAGGAAAAGGAGAAAACAGAACCGCCAAUCAUAGCGUUAAACAUCCCACUUUUGGACCCCAAAAAUCCACAACCGGGCAAAGCAGAAGUUGUUGUCAACGUCCUCAAGCUCGCCGAGGAGAAAUAUGGCUGGUCUGUAUUGCACCCCAAGGCGAAAUCCGCCAUUGAUGUAGUUGACGACAUGAUAGAUGAUGAAGAAGACGACGAUAACGACGACGACGAUGACCUUAUAGAUGACGACAAACAGCAACAACAACAACAACAACAACAGCAGCAGCAGCAGCAAUCUGGUGCAACGGCGCUGGCACAAGCACGAAAUAAAGAACUCAGCGAAGAGCAAUUGGUGCGACAGCACGAGAUCAAAAUGAUUCGAAAAGUCGGCAAAUACGACUUUGAGGACCCCUUCAUUGAUGACGUUGAACUACAAAUGGAAGAAGAAAUCUCCAGUACAAAAGAGGGCUUCUUUGUUUACUGGGGACCACUAAUAGAUGAUAGAAACUCGGGAAAGAAAAGCAUAGCGAAGAAAAAGUAG
Molecule: messenger RNA, 1611 nt
Organism: Lodderomyces beijingensis
Lineage: Eukaryota; Fungi; Ascomycota; Pichiomycetes; Serinales; Debaryomycetaceae
Source: the annotation of a GenBank genome assembly